Molecule: messenger RNA, 5184 nt
Organism: Drosophila bipectinata
Lineage: Eukaryota; Metazoa; Arthropoda; Insecta; Diptera; Drosophilidae
Source: RefSeq, a predicted model, not a curated record
AUGGAUGUGUUCGAGUUUCAGGGUUUUGACAGCUGGACAGUUUCCACAGUAGCCGUAGAAGCCGUUUUGGGACGUACCGCAUCCUUGCCAUGCGACAUCGAGCCGGAGGCGAAGGACGAUCGGGUGUACAUGGUGCUCUGGUUCCGCGAAAGUGCCGGAAAGCCACUAUACAGCUUCGAUGUGCGGGGGCGGGCCUUCGAAAAGGCACUGUACUGGUCAGAUACCAACUCAUUUGGGCCACGUGCGUAUUUCGUUACCGGGCAGCAGCCGGCCAAGUUAUCUGUGGACAAUAUUCAGCUGGAUGACGAGGGCGUCUACCGCUGUCGUGUCGACUUUCAGAACUCGCCCACGCGUAAUCAUAGAAUUAACUUAACGGUUAUUGUUCCUCCACAUCAAAUACUCGUGUACGAUGCCUCUGGCCGCGAUGUCGCCGGCGCUGUGGGUCCAUUGCUCGAGGGCGAUAAUAUUGUGUUGACAUGUGAAGUGCGUGGCGGUCGCCCGGAGCCAACGGUGACCUGGCUGAAUGGAACCCGCACCCUGGAGGCGGGCAGUGGGGUGUCCAUGGGCCGCCAUGUGACCGUCAACCGCCUGGAGGUGGCCCAAAUCUCGCGCAACGCCCUGAACAACACGUACCGCUGUCAGGCCUCGAACACGAAACUGGUGGCGCCCGUGGAGCGCAGCAUUCGCAUCGAAAUGUUACUCAAACCCACAUCAGUCAAUUUAACCAAUAAGUUGAAGGUCUUCGCCUCGAACACGCAGUACAAUCUCACCUGCAUUGUGGCUGGUUCGGUGCCGGACACGGAAAUCAAAUGGACGCAAAAUAAUCGGCCCUUCAAACGUGGCAUGCUGUCAACGAGCCAAGCCAAUGGUCGAGUCAUAUCCACAUUGACAUUUUAUCCACAACCUGAGGACGACGGCACGAUGCUCAAGUGCGAAGGCUCCAAUCCCCGGCUGCAGAACUCGGCCAUCGAGGACUCGCUUAUGAUGAAUGUCAUUUAUCCACCACAGGUCACCUUAUCGCUGGGCUCCACUCUGCGGCCGGACGACAUUAAAGAGGGCGACGACGUCUACUUCGAGUGCCACAUUAAGUCCAAUCCCAAGGAGCACCGCAUCAUGUGGUCGCACGACGGUCAACCGGUCACCCAGAAUGUGUCUUGGGGCAUCAUCAUAUCCACUCGAUCUCUGGUCUUGCAACGGGUGGGCAGGGUCCACUCUGGAUUUUAUGCCUGUUCGGCGGCAAACGACAGAGGGGAAACCCAGUCUGCUCCAGUCAAUCUAAGGAUUCGAUAUGCGCCCGUCUGCAGCAGCAGCACCAUCACCGUGAUUGGCGCCUCCUUGGAGGAGGCCGUGCCCAUUCCCUGCCGCGUCAACUCGGAUCCGCCCGAAAUUGAUUUCGAAUGGACUUUCUCCUCCAGUGGCGAACACUUUGAGGUGCCCUCGGGCCACUAUGCCACCAUUCAGGAUCCCACCAUGACCACCACCAGCGAUGUGAGGCGCACUGUUGUGGAGUCCAAUGAGACGCACUUCGAGAGCUAUGUGGAGACCAUCAGCGAGCUGAUCUACACGCCAAAAGGUGAGAGGGACUACGGAACAUUGGCCUGUUACGGCCGGAAUGCUAUUGGAAAGCAGUCGGAUCCGUGUGUUUUUCAAGUGGUGCCAGCAGCUAAGCCAGGGGCAUUACGGAACUGUACUCUCCGGCCGUAUGUGGUGACCUCCGCCUCGCUGAACUCAUCGAAUCAGACGACAAUGCAUGCCAAUCAAAUGCUGCCCACACAAUACGGCAGACACGAGUCGAAUUAUCCGCACAUGGAGUACGUACGUGAGCGCCAUAAUGCCAAUAGUAAUGGCAGCAACAGCAACAGCCAGAGGAGCAACAAUGCCACAUCCCGAAACAAUGCCACCAAUAAAAAUAUGAGGGGCAAGCCGGGUGCUGGCCAGGUCAAAUCUAAUAAUAAGAAACUCACCCAGCAGCAAUUGCAGCGACUCAACAAGCGGACAUCAUUCACACCGUCACAGACACUGGCGGCAAUCGAACGGCAACGUCAGAAGAAACAGUCCCAGCAGCAGCAACAGCAGAAGAAGCAGCAACAUCAGCAGAAGCAGCAACAACAGGCCACUGCUGGCAAGUCCAAAGGCAGUGAUAGCAGAACUGAUGGAUUGCAGGUGGCACAGUCGGGGAAGCAGCGAAUGCGACGGGCCAGCCAGCAGCAACAGCAGCCAAUUCCUAAGAAAAACAAGGAGCAACAUCAGCUGGAUGCACACACCAGCAACAGCAACAACAAGAGGAAGUUACUCCAGCCAGGAGCAUCAAUAACAAGCCAACGAAAGCCAGCAAAAUCAAAUUUAUCAAUGUCACAUGUAGGCAACAGCAAUGGCAAGAGCAACAGCAGAAGCAAAGCCAACAACAAUGGCCAAGUGCCAGAAAAGUAUUUUAAUAAGCGACAGAAAAACAUGCACAAACAGCAAAAGAAGCUGCAGCCAGCAAAGAAGCACGACGGCAACACAAUCCAUCAUUAUGCAACUUUGAGGCGAAGAAAGCGGCAGGCAGCAAAUGACAUUCUAGCGACUGUGGCAGCGGCAGCCUCCCCGACAUCAUCAGUUGCCUCGUCCGCAACCUCAUUGGCAGCAAUGGCCACGGCCACCACGGCGCUGGAAAUCGAGAAGGAUGUUGCAAGUAGUGGCGGCAGCAAAAGCAGCAUUAAACGAGCACGCAAAUCCUUAACCAGCAGUGACAAACAGGAGAAGCAAAAGAUGCUUCAGCAGCAGCAGAAGGAGCAACAGUUGAUGCCGCCGAAUGCUCCACAAAUAAGCAACCAGCCAGCAGCAGCAAUUAGUAGCAACAAUGUCAAGGAAACAGAAGCAACAUCAGCAGUUGCUGCUGCAGUUGUUGCAGAGACGACUGCUUCCAAGGAGUCCUCCAAAAACGAGCAAGACGACAACGGUGACGACGACGACGACGACGACGAUAAUGAUGAUGAUGAGGCAGAGACAGAUGGCGAGACGGAUACUGAUGACGAAGAUGAGGAUGAGGACGAGGAUAUGGAUGCGGAUGCGGACACGGAUGGAGACCCCAGCGAUGACGAUGCAGACCUGGAUGAAGAUGUUGCCCAGCUGGCCACCGAUGGCGAUUACUUGGCCGAUGGCCCUGCCGACUUGAGCGAAUAUGAGACGGUGGAGGUGGUGAAUGGCAAACGGCAGACGCACGAGGACAUGUUGUCCUCGCUGGAACAGCAACUGGAUCUGGAGUCACUCGAGGACAAUGUGGAGGAGGCGGAGGAAGCCGAGGAGGGGGAGGAUGACGAGGUCGAUGAUAUGUACAAUGUUAGCGAUGAUGACUUUGUGGCCAGUGUGGCUCUCUCCACUGCCGGCGACUCAACGCCAGCAACAGCGGUGACCUCCUCCAGCUCCAUCAAAGUUUCCACUCCGCUGCCAGGACAAACGAAAACCAGGACUAGCACAAGAACCACAGAACCUGCCGAGUGGCAGCAACCGCAUUUCGACUACUCACGCAUGGAGUACAGCUUUAGUAAUGGCGUCGUCACCCAGAGCUUGCUCAGUGGCUCAGGUGGUGGUGGUUCAGGGGCCGGAGGCGGGCACGAUGGCUACGGGGGCGGAACCAUCAAUUUCGACAACUACGACAACAUCAUCUACUCAACGAUGGAACUGGAGUGCUUGCCCGGCUACGACGGUGGACUGCAGCAGAAGUUCUACCUGGAGGCGUACGACUCCCAAUCGAGGAAGCUGAGACUCAACAUGACCAGCACCUAUGCGGACGUGCCAGUCUUCCGAAUAGAUCUGUCAGAUUUGAUGCCCAUGGACAGCUAUCCGGAUGGCCAUCCCGCCCUCCACUUGUUCGUUUACAGCGUCAAUCAGAAAGGACGCUCCGAGCCGAUUGUCCUCGAGAAUGUGCCCAUCAAUGAGGCGGACAAGCGUUCAGAUGGACGCAUGGGUCUGUCCAUUUUGCCCCUGGCUGCUUUACUUGCCGGCACCCUCUUUACAGUGGGCAUCGCAGUUCUAUCCGUGGUGGUCAUCGCCAUUCGCCGGAGAAGGGGCCAAGGUGCCCGCAACAUGUGUGAUGACAAAGACAAGCACCUGGGCAUGGAUGUGACGGUAACCGCGCCUCUGGAAACAGGCGCUGGACACCAGCGACUGGUGGUGGCCUACACCCUGAAGCAAGGAAUCGAGAAGCAGCCGGACAUAUUGAGUGCCCAGAAGAGUGCCACUAACGGUGGUGACAUCUCGUCGCCGUUGGGAAAUCGGCCGAGUGGAUUGUUCGCUGGCGGAGGUGGUGCAUCGACCGCUCCCAUUGCCGGCAAUGUUUCAGGACACAAAGCCGGGGAUUAUGACUCUAAUGCGCCGCACCUGAGCAGCCCCCCCUCGCAGUCGAGCACUUUGAAACUGGACAGUGAUCCUGCAGCGAAUGGGGUGAGGGGCGGAACAGCGCCCCCAUUGCUGUACGAUGCCAUGCCCACGCUAAGUCGCUACGAGCAACUGGGUCUAAGCAUGGCCAGCUAUGCAGCCGGCACAGCGGGAACUGGCGGAAGCAGCAGCACGCUGAGCUCCGCCGGCAGUACAGUGACUGCCAAUGGGCCGUCCACCGGGGGAGGGAGCUACCUCCAUCACACCCUGCCCCACAACCUGGCCCAGCAGCCGGGUGGGAGCAUGCAGCAGCAGCAGCAUCAGCAGCACCGUGAUCCGCUCAACCUGGCUGACUACCUGACCACCAGCAGCCUGAUAGACUACGGGCUGAACAAGCCACCGCCCGCUGCGCACAUGACGCUACCCAAGGGUCUCGGCAUGGGCCUGGGAAUGGGCAUUGGCAUGGGCGCGAGCUCCGUGAUGGCCGCGGGUACCAGCCUCUCUCCGUCGCAGCUGAAUACCAUCACGCACAAGUCGGCGGCAGGGCGCAACCACAUAAUCACCGACACCCUGCCCGGGCCGGAGAGCUGCGUUUAAAGGGGGGACCGCCCGUCGGGCGCAUCCUGUCGCAUCCUGGCAUCCAACCAAAAGACUGGCGCACAGCAGUAGCCCCAAAUAAAAGCCGAAUCAAAGUGGCUGCGAACUACUAACUAGAAACAUGGAGAUGUGGUCAAAAUAAUUGUUAGUGUUAAUUAUUUAAACUUUAUUUCUGGAAACUUGUUAGGAAUUAUUGGGUUAUUAGGUUAAAGGCUUAGUCAAAAAUCU